This is a messenger RNA of Oryzias latipes (Japanese medaka), 3302 nucleotides long. It is a transcript of the gene rragca, whose product is annotated as Ras-related GTP binding Ca. Gene Ontology annotation, molecular function: GTP binding; GTPase activity. Gene Ontology annotation, cellular component: nucleus; Gtr1-Gtr2 GTPase complex; lysosome. NCBI's taxonomy places the organism in Eukaryota, Metazoa, Chordata, Actinopteri, Beloniformes, Adrianichthyidae. Gene Ontology annotation, biological process: positive regulation of TORC1 signaling; negative regulation of autophagy; cellular response to starvation. The record is from RefSeq and is a predicted model, not a curated record.
ACUAGCUACUUUUUUCCUCUUUUUUUAUUUAGCGAGAGGAAAUCCUAAGAUAAUAUAUGGAGUCGUUUGUGUUUCCGAGUCGGGUGAAUAUUUUUUGUCAAACUAGUCACUUUUAAACGUAAGUUACCCAUUGUGUGGCACAAGUACGGUGCCAGGGAGUGACAACUUAGGGGGGAAAUAGGGGAAGCUCGUGACGUUGGGUCAAAAUGUCGAUUCAGUACGAGGUGGAACAGCUGCCUGACAGCUAUGGGGUGGCGGACUCGUUCCCCAAAGAUUUUGGUUAUGGUGAGGAGGAGGCUGAAAUCGAGGAUAGCCCGACGUCAUCCGAUAGCAAACCUAGAAUCUUGCUCAUGGGUUUAAGACGAAGCGGCAAGUCAUCAAUUCAGAAGGUGGUUUUCCACAAAAUGUCCCCCAACGAGACCUUGUUUCUGGAGAGCACCAACAAGAUCUACAAGGAUGACAUCUCCAGCAGCUCUUUUGUCAACUUCCAGAUCUGGGACUUCCCCGGUCAGGUGGACUUCUUUGACCCCACUUUCGACUAUGAGAUGAUCUUUCGAGGAACCGGGGCUCUAAUAUUUGUCAUCGAUGCUCAGGACGAUUAUGUGGAAGCUCUGGGAAGGCUCCACCUCACCGUGUCGCGGGCCUACAGAGUCAACCCGGAGAUCAACUUUGAGGUGUUCAUCCACAAAGUGGACGGCCUGUCGGACGAUCACAAGAUCGAAACACAGAGAGACAUCCAUCAGAGAGCCAACGAUGACCUGGCAGAUGCCAGUUUAGAGAAGCUGCAUCUCAGCUUUUACCUGACGAGUAUUUAUGACCACUCAAUCUUUGAAGCCUUCAGCAAAGUGGUGCAGAAGCUCAUCCCACAGCUCCCCACGCUGGAGAACCUCCUCAACAUCUUCAUUUCUAAUUCAGGAAUCGAGAAGGCUUUUCUUUUUGACGUGACCAGUAAGAUCUACAUCGCCACAGACAGCUCCCCGGUGGACAUGCAGUCGUACGAGCUGUGCUGCGACAUGAUCGACGUGGUCAUCGACGUCUCCUGCAUCUACGGUCUUAGGGAGGACGGGAGCGGUAGUGCCUACGACAAAGAGUCCAUGGCCAUCAUCAAGCUCAACAACACCACUGUGCUGUACCUUAAAGAGGUCACCAAGUUCCUGGCUCUCGUCUGCAUCCUACGAGAGGAGAGCUUUGAGCGUAAAGGUUUAAUAGACUACAACUUUCACUGUUUCCGGAAGGCCAUCCAUGAAGUAUUUGAGGUGGGCGUUUCAGCUCAGCGUCCGGGAGGUCCCAAAGCGCUGGGCUCCCCCUGCAACAAGGCCGUUGCACUGAACGGCACGGCGCGCAGCGCUCUCUAAACACGGACGCCAGGUACAGGGUAUAUCGGCAAAGACGGAUGGAGAAGGGAAAGAGAGAAAAGACUGCUAAACCGGCGCUCACCAGUGCACCAGCCACAACCUCCUGCUCCCAGAACCGGACGCACUGACCCAGGCCUCGAGGAGAGAGUGUGGCAGCAGCACUGGAGCUCAGCCGGGUCACGCUGAGACGGAGCGGGACUCGAGGACUCUGUUUUGGAAGAAUGUAACGCUCGGUGAGCAAGUCGAGAAAGCCAAGCAGAAAAAAAGAGCUUCUUUGAUUUCCUUUUGCAGGCAGAGACUGUGUUCUUGGCGCCUGAUUCCUUCCUGUAAACGUAACAAAACCACAUUCUGACCUCUGCUGGAAAGGAGGCGUUGCCCCCCCCCCUCCUCUGUGCUGAAAAGGACGGUGGAUAUGGACUUCAGGUCACAAUCCCUACGUUUUCAGAGACUGCCUUAAGAAGAAGGAGCUUGACCGCUGCAAGCCUCCUCUCAUCAACAUUAACCUCACCUGACCCCAAUUCUGCCCUGAACUUGCUUCUUGGUUCCACUAAUGAUGGGAAGAGAAGGACGUGAGAGCAGACGGAAAAGGGAUUGUGCUGUCCGAGUCAUUUGAAUGUGUGCAGCCACGUGUGUGUGUGUGUGUGUGUAUGUGUGUGUAUGAAAGGUUACCGCCAGAACCAAGACUGGGCUCUUUGUCUGCAGUGAAUAACCUUUGCAAAAAAAAGAAAGGCUCUUGUCUUUCAUCUUGAUAACAGCAGCAGCAUAAUUAAACUCUUUUCAAUCACUGAAAGUCAUUUUUCUGUCUGCUCCAUGGAAAAUGAUCAACUUGGUUGAAAGAACGAGUGCAGAGUUUAGCAGCUGGAGACGUUUAGUUGAUCAUAACUCAGGUUAAAGAAUAAUUUAUCAACCGUAGCAUCACAUUUUAUGAUUUACAUCUCCAACCUGCUAAAAUAUGUCAUCCCUUUCUCUGGGUUUGAAGCCCAGCCCCUCAAAUAAAAACCACAAACCGAUUCCAGUCCUGUUUACACCACUGUGCCGUUCAUGUGUCAACACCACGCUGUAGUUAAAGAAAACAGACCAAACUGUGACAAACACAGAGCAGCACAGGCCUGAUGCCUUUAUUUUUGUCUGUUGUGUUCCAAUCAAGUCCCAGAGCAGCCAUCACUUCCAACCUGGACUACAAAUAUGAAUAUUAAGCCUGACUCUGUGAUUUGAGGCAUUUAAUGAACAGAGGAUAAUCUUUUCUAUUUAAUUUUUUUCUAUAGUUUAUUAACAGUUGCUAAAUUGUCAAAUUUUUCUUUUUUAAUGACUAGAAUUCAAUGUAAUCAAGACCGGACGUUGUUUUUAUCCACAGAAUUUUUUUUUAUGCGAGAUGUUAAAAGCUAGAAAUCAUGAAAAGCAGAAAUGGUGGCCUAAAUGGGGGAGACGGUUUUAUUUUUUCAUUAUUAUUUUGCUGAGGCACCUUUCUCAACCUGCAGCAACUGUAGCGUUCAUGUUGUGUUCUAAAUGUGUCACUCUGCCUUUUUCAGCUCCAGAUCUACAUUUGAUUGACAACAUGCUCUCUUUAUGACAUAUAUGCACAUAUCUUCAGGUUACCUUUUUGAUCUUAAUCUUCAAGGUUUGUGACUUUAUAAGAGUCGACUGCUUUCGAGACUGAGCCUUAGAACCAGACUUGGAACCCAUGUUGUCCUGUUAACUUGAUUUUUUUUUUUUUAAUCAAAUCAGAAACCUAUUCAGGGAUUUUCUUUAGACUCACUUCGGGAAUUUGACUCACAUUUCAUCUACUUGGUCUUUCUUAGUCCCAAAAAAAUAAGUCUGCUUCUUCGUUGUUGCACAUCAGAACUGUGAUGCAUGAUUGACUUCAUGUGUUGAAAUACUGUGUGAAAUAAAUGCAAAAAACAAAGCAAAAGGUGACUAACUUGAUCAAAUAAAGUUAUUUGGAACUCC